UUUUGAAGGAGCAAGAUGAAGAGAAAGCGGAGAGAGAUUUGUCAAGGCCGCUGGUCAGGCAGGAAGCUGUCAGUGCGGUUAGCUGAGCGGAACAGUAGAGGGGAAGCUGUUUUUUCUACAAUAUUUGUUCUGCGUAGUCCUUCAGACUAAACUAGAAACGGCUACUGAAGGAGAAAGCGAUAGCUAAGGAAGUCAGUGGAGCUUUUAGACAGUCAUUAAGGUAAAGCCAGAGACUCUAGAGACAGCAUUGAUGACUGAAGCAAACAUCCACCAUUACUAGCCCAAGUCUUGUCAUGCAGUCAGAGUGAGCUCUUAGGAGAUUGUAUGGGCCCUGCAAUGGUAGUUUUGGCAGGUGUGGAGCCCGCCACUGGACAGAGGACAGGUGAAGGGAGGUUGUCCUGGCCAGUUUUCCUGCUGACGCUAGCUGCUGUCACCUCCUCCUCUCUUUCAGCGUUGUCCCUGUACCAACUGGUGGCUCUCAGAGCUGAAGUAGAGGGACUCAAGUCUGAGGUUUGUCGCAGGAGAGAAGAGGGACGAGAGACCAAGCAUGGAGGACAGACUGAGAAUAUCAGGAGGAGAAACAGCCAAGAGCCGCUGCACCAACCUGGGUCUCAACAUGCUCUCAGCCUGAUAAGAAAGAGAAGAUUUGUCUCUGGAUCAGAGACAUUCGUUUCUCAGCCAUGCCUGCAGUUGUUGGCAAACAAUAGCAGGAAAACCUUCAGGAAAGAACAUGACUCGGAGCCGCACACAGGUAUCCCCUGGCAGACCGGGCUGAAGAGAGGCUCUGCUCUGGAGGUAGAAGGAGACAGCAUGUUAGUCCGAGAGGAGGGCUUCUACUUCGUGUACAGUCAGGUCUACUACAUAGACAGCACCUUCGCAAUGGGUCACGUGGUGAUCCGGAAGAAGAGGAAUGUGGUGGGAGACGAGCCUCAGUAUGUGAUCUUGUUCCGCUGCAUCCAGAAUAUGAACCCUGUCGACCCUUACAACACCUGCUACACAGGAGGUAUUGUGAAGCUGGAGGUCGGGGACCACCUGGAGCUGCUGAUCCCUCGUCCCACAGCCAACGUGUCCCUGUAUGGAGACGCCACCUUCCUGGGUGCUGUCAAACUGGCUUAAAGUGUGUUCCCUCAAUUUGGACAGGAGGGAUGCUGUUGUGGCGGAAAAAAGGGAGCAACAAAGCACAGUUCUGGUGACCUCGUCUGACUUUGCGUGAUGUGAAUAUGUGAGGGGAGAAGAAUGAAGGAAGCAGCCAUUUCUGUACUGGCUUGAUGAUUUACUGUGUGACUCCUAGCGUGUUCAGCCUAAGGGGACAUGAAGAGGACUGAGUUGAUGACACACUCUUAUAAAAAUUCUUAUACACCUACAGCUGUAUUAUGUUCAUUAUUACGACACAUCAUGACAAAAGUAUUGUAAUAACAGAAUCAAUUACUUUUUCUUCAAAUAAUCACAAACAUAUGGCAAGCUCUGACUUAUGAGACUUGACUUUGUCUGACUUGUAUGACACGUGCUACAUUUGUGUCAUUAUUAUACUACUCCUGUAGUGGCAGCAUUACUUACAGUAAAUAGUUAUUCUCGUCUGCUUUGUUGUUUUAGAUAUUUGAACAUAAACAAGAAACAAGAACAUAAACAAGAUCUGAGAUCACCUGAAUUUCAUCAUUUGAUUACCUUUAACCUAUAUAUGUCCACCUGAUUGAACAUUCAGAUGCAAUAAAGGGACAGUUCUUGCACAAGAUAUGACAUCAUCUGGAACCUGGGUAGAUGUUGUUGUUCCUUUGUUGGCCACAAGGAGGAAGGAUAUUCAGUGUGGUAGAACCUCCUGCCAGGCAGCAGAGAGACAAAUGGGACAUGUCUAUUUUUAGAUAGAGGCAAAACUGUACAGGCAGAUGUUGUCAAUGAAUGUGUAAUGCCUGAGGAGCCUCAAUGGAUGAUUCUUCAUGUUAAGUGUGAGGGAGUUACAUCUCGGGCUGGAUUCAGAUACAAUUUGACCAAUGGGUUUCCUUGACAUAAAUAUUUUCAUAACUUUA
Cottoperca gobio is the source of this 2024-nucleotide messenger RNA. RefSeq names its product TNF superfamily member 13b (gene tnfsf13b). Lineage: Eukaryota; Metazoa; Chordata; Actinopteri; Perciformes; Bovichtidae. Gene Ontology annotation, cellular component: membrane. The record is from RefSeq and is a predicted model, not a curated record. Gene Ontology annotation, molecular function: tumor necrosis factor receptor binding; receptor ligand activity. Gene Ontology annotation, biological process: positive regulation of B cell proliferation; immune response. Bases 325 to 1116 code for a protein of 263 amino acids. The transcript is spliced from 6 exons.